AUGAAGUCCUUCAUCGCCGCCACCUUCGUCGCAGCUGUUGCCGCUCUCCCAGCGCCUCAGGUCGCAACCACUGAGCAGUCCUCCUUCGGCGGCCUGGCUCUUCGCUCUGCCAGCCCAAUCCACUUCGGCUCCAUCAACGCCAACGGCCUUGGAUUCUGGAUCCACAAGAACACCUCCACCUACACUGAGGCCGGCACCAUCGCAGAGCCAACCAACCCAUACACUUCCUUCACUCUCAACAGCGAGGUUGGCACUCUUGGCCUCGACACCGUCGUCCCAGGUGGCCAGCAAGUCUACGUCGACUACUCUCCCGACGGCCAGGCUGCUCUCAAGUUCACCCAGAUCCACUCCGUCAACACCGGCUCCAACGGCGUUGUUACCGGCUUCUCCAUCGUUGACGAGAACCUUUUGUUCGAGGGUGCCGGUUUCGUCGCUUGCCCUGAGGAGGAUGCCUACAAGAUCUACGCUGCUUCUCGUGGCACCAACGAUGCUUGCUUGGGAUUCUCUUUCCGCACUGUCUCUGGUGGCGAGACUGAGCCCGUCUGGUCUUACAGCAAGUAA
Messenger RNA from Ramularia collo-cygni, 561 nucleotides. RefSeq lists its product as uncharacterized. Bases 1 to 561 code for a protein of 186 amino acids. Lineage: Eukaryota; Fungi; Ascomycota; Dothideomycetes; Mycosphaerellales; Mycosphaerellaceae. The record is from RefSeq and is a predicted model, not a curated record. The transcript has a single exon.